CCCCUCAGUCUUCCAGCUGAAACUCAGACAACAGGGCGCUCCUAGCGUCCUUUAUCUGCAUAUUUAUCCCAGCGCCUGACACUCAGUGGUCUUUGGGUAAGGUGGUUUAGGUGAGAUGGCUGCCUGUGCAGCGUGGAGGGACAGGCUCCUCGGUGGCCAGCACCUGGAUAGCCACAGCCGCAACCCUAGCUGCAGGGCUAAGCCACGGCCACCGGCCUAGCGGUUUGAGAGGCAGCCUGUACUGAGCAAGCUGCUCACUCAUACUCUUGCCUCCCAGCAGCCCCCCUGGCUCGCCUUCAUCAUUCUGGACAUCCAGGUUCCCGAGGCAAGAGCGCAGCACCAGUCGCCAGCGCUCCCGAGGCUCCCCUCUGAGCACCUGCGUGCCCUACAAGGUCCACCCGGCACUCGCCAUGGCAACCUUCGAGUGCCUGGCUACGAGCCAUGCCAGCUACGUGUGGGAGCAGCUGCGGCAGUUUUGGGCCGAUCACAUCUCGCGGCGCUUCUCGCCACGGCGGCCGCCACUGCGCCGCCUCUCCUCCCUGUCCACCUUCUACCUGCUGGAUUACAGCACGCGCCAGGCCGAGCUGGGCCUCGACUACGGCGCGCCGCGCAUGCGCCUCAGCAACAAGGCCUUCGAGUUCCGCGGCGGCCGCUGGACGACGCAGGGCCAGUUGGCGCCGACCGUCUCGGGCUGGAAGGCGCAGGUGCAGCGGACCACGAGCCAGGUGUUGCUGAACGAGAACAACUACCUGAAGCUGCAGCAGGAACUGCUCAUGGACAUGCUGACUGAGACCACAGCGCGCAUGCACCUGCUGGAGAAGCAGCUCAACUUCGAGGUGACUCCGGCGGCGCCGGCGCACGCCCAGCAGAGGAAGAUGCGCAGGCGCGCAGGCGCCAGCCGGGGCGUGCUCAUGAUCCAGCCGUGCGUUCCGGACUCGCAGUGACGUAAUAAAGCCCGCGCUGCGCACGCGCGCUUCGCGUCCCUGGACUAACCCGGUCCCGCGGGGGCUUGUGGCGCUAGCUGUUCCGUGGGCCGGGUCUGCGCGCGGGCGGGGGCGGUCUGCGCGGCCUCGGGGACUACCCGUCGGUGCUGGGUGUCGGCGGGGGAUGCCAGCCUAAGCAACGCGUCUCUGGAGAGUGCGAUGGGGCCGUGGAAGAGGGUGUGCGCGUGACUGCAGGAGCGCGGAGUGGAAGCCAGGCUUGCCUCGGGCAGGGCCCAGAUUGGGUGGAGUGGCAGACCUCUGAGGCAAAGAAAAAUGUUUGUCUACAGUGGGUGCAACGGGAGCACCGUGGAGCCUCUGCUGCCCCGCAGCCGAGCCUGUCUUGCUCACCUCAUGCAUGAGCCUCCCACACCCUGCUAGGAGGAAGGCAAGGGCUCACCCUGCCUCUCAGGCCCUCGGGCAAAGCCCUUGGUCCCCUUGUCCUCUUGCUGCGAUUCCUGGGCCGAGCACACAGAAACCAUGACUGGGCUGAGUGCUGGAGGCUGGGCCUCUACAUGAGCCCGGCAUCGUCUAUUCUGGGCCACAUUAGCUGAUGGUCAAUAUGACUCUACAUUAUGAUGAUUUGUAUAAUUAUUUCAUUAAUUACAGGGUAAAUAAUAAUAGAAAUAAAGUGCCCAAUGAAUGUGCUCGAAUCAUACUGAAAGCAUCCUUCCACUCCAGUCUGUUGAAAAAUUAUCUUCCAUGAAACUAAUCCUGCCUGUUGUCAGAAAGGCUGGGGACCACUGGGCUCCAUGUUUGACCCAUGGUCCACUGUCCACCGUCUGCAGGGAUAAGCCUCCUGAAUGUGAGUUGUUCGUUAGGAGGAACACAUACUGUGUGCUGCAUUUAA
Saimiri boliviensis boliviensis (Bolivian squirrel monkey) is the source of this 1830-nucleotide messenger RNA. The record is from RefSeq and is a predicted model, not a curated record. Lineage: Eukaryota; Metazoa; Chordata; Mammalia; Primates; Cebidae.